CAAACGUCGUCACAAGUGCAUCUAACAGUAAAAUCCGCCAGGUAAAUUUGCGAAAAAAGUUUGUUGCCUUUCCUACGAGUAACCAACCAGAGAUGGACAUGUCAUUCAUCUUAAGCAACUUUUUCCGUUUGAGAAUAUUAGAUGCGAGUAAGACAGGGACAGAUGAAUUGUUUUCUGCAGUCGGCAAUUUGAAACAUUUGCGACACUUGAAUUUGUCUCAUACUGGAAUUCGUACCCUGCCUGACUCACUAUGCAGUCUCUGGAAUUUGCAUGUUUUGAACUUAGAUAGCUGCAAAAAGCUCGAGGCUUUACCGAAGAAGAUGAGGUACUUAACUAAUCUUCGUCAUCUAUUUUUGGACGAUUGUAAAUCAUUAAGGGAGAUGCCAUCUAAAACAAGAGAACUUUCUUGCCUUAGAACUCUGAGUCUGUUCAUAGUGGGUUAUAACAAUGGCACUAGACUUGAGGAAUUGCAAUGGUUGAAGCUGGGCGGCCGUCUUAAAAUUAAUUAUCUGGAUAGGGUGAAAGACCCUGCGGAUGCAAAGAAGGCAAAUCUUGCCGAAAAAGAAAAUCUUGGUUGUUUGUGUUUGAAUUGGGGAAGUGAUGACUCGUAUGUACCAAAAGCAAGGGAGGAAGAUAUAGAUAUACAUGAGAAGGUUCUGGAAGCACUCGAACCUCACCCAAAUCUUGAAUCGUUAGUGAUAUGUGGGUUCGGCGGCAGGUGUUUCCCGUUUUGGAUGUCGAAUUCAACUCUGGAGAGAGUGGUUGAGAUUCGUAUAUCAGACUGUGUGAAUUGUUCACAUCUUCCACAGCUGGGAGAGCUACCUCAUCUUAAGACAUUGACUUUACUUAAUGUGGCAAGAGUCGAGUACAUUAUUGAGGAAGAAGUAGUUCAAAGUCUAAAUCCGUUAAUAAGCGCGCAACAUUUCCCGUCUCUGGAAACACUGUACUUGAGGUUUCUCCACAACAUCAAAGGAUUGAUAAAAGAGCAAGUGAUGACGAGAUCAACCGAAGCAUUCCCAAACCUUGAGCAUCUAUACAUUGAAGAUUGCUCGUCGUUAAAACUGCCACAAUUCUCAACGUGUUUUAAAAAGUUGAAGAGAUUGAAUUGCAGGAAACUCCUAGUGGCUUCAUUGUCCAAGUCGGACCUGGAAACUCUCACUCAUCUGGUAGUCGACUUUGAGGAGAAUAGUACGGUUGCGACAAGUAUUACAGUCGAAAUGCUGCAAAGCCUCACAAAUCUGAAGAUGCUGGCUAUUUACAAAGCCGAUACGGAGGAGCUCUCUCUUCCAGAACAAGGGCUGCGACACCUCACUGCUCUGGAGACGCUAGAAAUAUUUGAAUGCCCGCAACUUGUAGAGCUGCCAGACGGGAUUAAACACCUCGAUAACUGCCUUAAUAGAGUACACCUACGCGAUCUUCCGAAGAUGGUGUCUCUUCCCAAGGCCUUGCAACGCCUCUCGUCUUCACUCCGGUUUUUAAGACUGUCCGGUCUUGCUGAGCUGAAUUCACUGCCUGACUGGUUGGGAGAUUUGACUUCUCUUGAAGAGCUGUACAUAGAAGAAUGCCCGAAGAUAGCGUCACUUCCAGCUAGUAUCGGAGGAAUGAAAAAUCUCCGAUUUCUGAUAGUGAAGAAAUGCCCGGAAUUGGAAAGGAGAUGCGAGAGAGCAAAGGGGCAGGAUUGGCAUAAGAUAUCACAUAUUCCCAAUCUGUACAUUGCUGAACAAUUGUGAUUACUUAUCUCUCCUUUAUAUAAUUGAUAAUUUCUCCUCCGAUUUCUUGAACCAGC
This is a messenger RNA of Erythranthe guttata (spotted monkey flower), 1786 nucleotides long. The record is from RefSeq and is a predicted model, not a curated record. Lineage: Eukaryota; Viridiplantae; Streptophyta; Magnoliopsida; Lamiales; Phrymaceae.